Molecule: messenger RNA, 1138 nt
Organism: Colossoma macropomum (tambaqui)
Lineage: Eukaryota; Metazoa; Chordata; Actinopteri; Characiformes; Serrasalmidae
Product: complement C1q tumor necrosis factor-related protein 3-like
Exons: 4
Coding region: 113-568 (151 amino acids)
Molecular function (GO): protein binding
Source: RefSeq, a predicted model, not a curated record
UUUGGCAUGUCUGUGCAUGUCCCACUAUAUAAGAACCAGAUGUUGAUCGCCUGUUACAAACACCCCACUUUCAGCUGAACCUUUCCAGUCUGUAUACUGCGGAUAUCUCAGGAUGAGGGUCAGUGUGGUUCUGCUUUUGUUCUUCUUCUGUUGUGUUCAGCUCCAGAGAGGUGAUGACCAGCUCGUAGUGGGGGACGUGCAGCUUCUGAACAAGAGUCAUGUGGAAAGUUCAGAGCCAGACCAAACCAGCGUCCAUCCCGAUGUGUGGACCGAGCUGAGAGAGCUGCGGAACAUGGUGGCAGAGCUGAAGAAACAAAACACGGCUUUGGAGGGGAGAGUGGUCUCUACUGAAGUGGGUGUGGAGGCACUGAGAGAGGAGAACGCAAAGAGGUCUCCAAAUCCCCCAAACUUACAAAGUGCAGCUUUUAAUAUGGAAAAAGACCUCACAGCUCGGACACCAUACUGGUUUUCAGCAAAGAGAUCACAAAUAUUGGAAACGCAUUCAGUCCAAUCACAGGUGUUUUCACUGCUCCACUCAGAGGAGUCUAUUACUUCAGGUUUAAUUUAGUUGGUAACAGCGAGUCAAACAUGCUGGCCGUAUGUUUGUUUAAAAAUAAAGAGAAAAUUUUAGACGUGAGUCAAAUCCCGAAUGGAUUGAAUAAGUACGCCGUUGGUGGAGCCACUCUGCUGCUGCAGAAAGGGGAUCAUGUGUAUGUUAAGCUCAGAAGUAACAGUCAGAUAAGUGACAACAGUGACAACCAUUGUACUUUCAGUGGUUUUCUGCUGUUUGCAAUGUGAAAUGCUUUUAGUGGCUAGGAGAAAGAGGGACCAGCACAGCUUUGAUGUCAUACUCAUCAUGUGGCUUUGUUUUUAUAUAUAUAUAUAUGCUGAAUUUCUUUCAUAUAUGUGUUCUAAUCAAAAAUGCAUUCCAAGUUCAAGAAUAUACUGCAGAUUUUCUAUUUACCAAAUACUGUUUAGAAUACAUUUAAAAUGUGGCCUGCAGUUUUAAAAUGCAGGAGACCUUAUUAAACAGUGUGAUUCUUUCUUCUAUAUUUGAUAUAUUUUGUGUCAGUACUCUUUUGCUUUAUUAUAUUCUUUGCAUUCCUUGCCCUUUUUAUUCAUCCAAAAAUGAAUGUAA